CCCUUUCCCUUCUCUUCUGUAACCCCCAUUGGCCCAUUACUCCCCCCAUUAACUCCCCAUUCAUCACUUAUCACUUAUCAAGUACACACGGUAUAAACCGCAUGUUCUGAACUGAACUGGGUUUCUCUCACAUUCUUCAUCACUCUGUCUCUGCCGUUUUCUCUCCUUCAUUCAGAAACCCAUCAAGAUUGUGGAGCCGAUUGCUUCGUAUUUGAGCAGAUGGGUGAUGCAAGAUUAGCGCAGUGGUUGAAUCUUCUAGUAUGUUCAGUGAUAAUGAUGAAAGCAACGGGAGUUCCUAUCGGAAUCACUAUCCUUAAGACUGCGGUCGCCAGAGGAGCUGUUUGUUUGGAUGGAAGCCCCCCAGCUUACCAUUGGGAUAAGGGGUUUGGUUCAGGAGUUAACAAUUGGUUGGUUCACAUUGAGGGAGGAGGAUGGUGUAACAAUGUCACAAAUUGCCUUGGCCGUAAGAACACUCGUUUAGGUUCAUCAAAGAAAAUGCUGAAGGAAAUUCCUUUUUCUGGAAUUCUAAGCAACAGGCAAUCACUUAAUCCAGGCUUUUACAAUUGGAAUAGAAUCAAAGUCAGGUACUGCGAUGGGUCAUCAUUCACUGGAGAUGUUGAAGCAGUACACCCAGCUACUGGUCUUUACUUCAGAGGAGCUAGGGUUUUUCGAGCCGUUAUUGCUGAUUUAUUAGCAAAAGGAAUGGGGAAAGCUGAAAAUGCUGUCCUCUCCGGUUGUUCUGCUGGUGGAUUGGCCACCAUUCUUCAUUGUGAUAACUUCCGUGCUCUCUUACCUUCCGGAACCAUUGUGAAAUGUGUUUCAGAUGCUGGUUACUUUAUUAAUGUAAAGGACAUUUCUGGAGCACAACACAUUCAACAGUAUUUUGCUGAUGUUGUUACAACACAUGGUUCUGCGAAGAAUUUGCCUCCAUCUUGCACUUCAAAAUUGAGACCAGAUUUGUGUUUCUUCCCUCAAUAUGUGGUACCACAGAUUCGGACACCAAUAUUCUAUGUAAAUGCAGCCUAUGAUUCAUGGCAGAUAAGGAACAUUUUGGUACCAGGUGUUGCGGAUCCUCAUGGAACUUGGCGAAACUGCAAGCUCAAUAUAAGGAACUGCUCACCCGCUCAGCUCAAAACCAUUCAAAGCUUCAGGUUGCAAUUUUUAACUGCAAUUGGUGGUGUGAGCAACUCUGCAGUAAAGGGAAUGUUCAUAGACUCUUGCUAUCUACACUGUCAAACUGAAAUGCAGGAGACUUGGUUAAUGCCUAAUUCUCCACUCCUUAACAAAAUGACAAUUGCAGGGGCAGUUAGAGACUGGUUUUAUGACCGAACUCCAUUCCAAAAGAUAGACUGUCCUUACUCUUGCAAUCCCACUUGCCAUGCUCCGAUGUUUGAUCCAAAUGUGCACUUGGAAUGACUGUUGUGACAAAUAUGUACCAUUUUUAUAGGUCAGGUUCCUUCAUAGAACAAAUUAUUUAUAUAGAUUAAGUAAAAAAAAUGUGAUAAGUCAAAGUGAUUGAUCAAAAUAAAAAAGCUCACCACUGCACAAAAACUAGUGUGCUGGGUGCUUUCCCUCAUUGUUUAUGUAAUUCGUCAUAUAUCUCAAUUAAAUCCACAUUAUUCUUCCAUCUUUUGAUUCUAAGGUGGGGCAUAUAUAUCUUGUACUGAAAACUCAAUGAUUUGGCGACAAUGUAUUUCUAUUUAUUCAUCA
Molecule: messenger RNA, 1710 nt
Organism: Rosa rugosa (rugosa rose)
Lineage: Eukaryota; Viridiplantae; Streptophyta; Magnoliopsida; Rosales; Rosaceae
Product: pectin acetylesterase 8-like
Exons: 14
Coding region: 220-1416 (398 amino acids)
Biological process (GO): cell wall organization
Cellular component (GO): plant-type cell wall
Molecular function (GO): pectin acetylesterase activity
Source: RefSeq, a predicted model, not a curated record